Molecule: messenger RNA, 3885 nt
Organism: Ceratina calcarata
Lineage: Eukaryota; Metazoa; Arthropoda; Insecta; Hymenoptera; Apidae
Gene: SWIP
Product: strumpellin and WASH-interacting protein
Exons: 1
Coding region: 606-3863 (1085 amino acids)
Biological process (GO): endosome organization; endosomal transport
Cellular component (GO): endosome; WASH complex
Source: RefSeq, a predicted model, not a curated record
CCAUCCGUUCGGGAGUUAUUGACGAAAAAUGAAAUUUCUUGUCAAAAGCGAAAGUUCUUGGCUCCAAUAUUACUGCACCAGAGAGAAAAAUGGGUUCGCAGCCGUGAACGCUAGAUGGCACCACAAGCAACUCCAAAUUCAUUUUAACCUAUGUUUUAAAAUGUUAAUUAACCUAAUAAUUGAUUAAAUAAUAAGUAAAUGAUACAAUGAACGAAUAACGUUUAUUAUUUUUUAAAGUUCAGGAUUUCAGAAUUUAUCUCUUGUUGCACUUUUACUGUAAAAUAACCUAAACGAGAACUCUCGUUACUUUAGUUCCCGUCUAUUCCACUAGAAAGGAACGGAACAGAUGACACAUGUAAAUCUGUUUUAGAGUGGAAUUGUUUUCGUAAUCAGUAAUGACAGUAAUCACGACGAUGUCGAGAGAAUUGUUAAAAACUCUCGUCAACAAUGAUAAAGAAAACGUGUGGACAAUAACGAAAUGAUGAAAAUCGCUGGAACUCGUGACAGGAGAUCGAAUAUCAUAUUUCAUCUGUCAGCUCGUCUGGCAAAAUCAGCUGUGCUCUGAUAUACACAUUUCGUUCACUAAUCGAUUAAAAGCAGUAACAAUGAUAGAAUCAUCGGCGUGGAACUCGAAAAAGGACGAGGCCGUGUACAAAGCGGCGGGUUCGAUACAUUUACGAAAGUAUGGACAGUUUUUCGAAGAUCUGGCGGAGAAGACGUGGAAGAGGCAUUCCACGUUGGAGUAUUUUAUGGAGGGUCCUCUUCGGCUCGUUUCCAAACCCGUCGAGGACAUCAGUCUGAUAAACCUGAUCGAGAUGGAAAACAAGUUCCUGUCCAAGUUGCUGGCUGCUGUCGCUGCGACUUGCAGGGAGGUCAGACUCCUCGGUAUAGAAGCUAAGACUCAUUACAAAAAAUUGUUCACCCACGGGGAGAGAGGAGCGGAGAACGAUCAGAGCGAUAUCACGUCUCUCUUAUCAGACUUGCAAGAUCUGUCCGUCUUCGUGAACAGAUUAUGGACCGUGGUGCGUCUGACCACGGAACAACUGUCUAGUCUGUCCAGCGAUUCAAACGACGUUUAUUUGCCUGUGCUUAUCGAGCACUUAAUCGAUUUGUUUGUAAUCGUCCUGACGCUGGACGAAAUCGUGGAGUCGCAACCUUCCCUGUUAGAGCAAUGGAAGAAGUACAGAAUGAACGUACGCUCAAUCAUGCACAACCCUUCGCAAUUUGGCAUAAGCGAAUCCAAGCUGCACACCUUUGAUAAAUUGCUAAGAGAUUUGCAGGAACAUUUAUUGAAAAAGGUUCUGUUCCCGAAGACUGUCGAGCGCGUGAUGGACGUGAACAAGGGACCGAUAAUGAGCGAACAGAUUACCAAUUAUUUAAAGAACUUGAUCAUGGAUAUGGAGAACAAACCGAACGAUUACGUUUCGUUGAACAAGCAUUGGAUAAGGAUAAACGUGGGAGUCGUGGUGGUAUCGAAAUUAUUUGGAACCUGUGACAAGAGACUGAUCAAGAGGGUGCUCGAGAACAAUAGAAAGUUUUACGCUGUUAGUCUAAUUGGGAACGUUAUCUGGAUACCGAGUAAAUUCCUCAGUGAUUUUCUACCGAAGGAAGCUGGGAACCCCGUUAACCAACAGGUGGGAGAAAAGAUCCUCUCCACCAGGAUACAGAGGCUUCCCCAGGUUGUGAACACUCUGGUUCACAAGGUCGUGAACUGGUGCAUUGAGAUGCAGAAUGUCCUAACGCGGACGAGCCUCCAGGUCUCGGACAUUGGACAGAAACAGACUCUGUUAGUCGAUCUGGUCGCUCGACUGUCUCAGAUCAAAGAAAUCGUAUCCUUCGUAAUAAAUAUGCACGCGACCCUUAUCAAACCGAUGAACCGUAACACCGUUCAAUUGAUCUGUAGACUAAUUGAAGUGCAGAAGUCUUUGGAGACUAUGUUUUAUAUUCUAGGACCGGUCGUGGUGCAAUCGCAGAGUCAGGUUUUGCAGUAUUUGAGUUAUUACAUCUUGCUCACAUUGGAGACCGCACGAAAGAGUCUGAUUCAGAAGGACAAGGGUUACAGCAAAGAAAAAUUGGAUGCUCUAUCGUUGGUGGGUUUGAGCAUGAGACUGUUGAACGGUCCGGCGAGCGCAGACAGGAGAUUGAUAAUCAGAUGUGCUCUAGCUUGUGCCAGCCAGUUGACAGACACGUUCAAAGAAGAGGACAUGGUCAAGCUGAGAUUUUUGUUAGACAACUACGACAUCGUUGCGGAGCUGUACAACAUUGUAACAGAGAUCUGCGAUUAUUCUAUCCUGCUCUACCAUCAGAACAUAAUCCCAGCUUACUUCUCGUUCGUGGUGGACAGUAAUCUCAGUACAAACCACGUGGUUCAUCUGCUGAACGCGUUUAACAGUACCGUCAACGAACAGGAAGGACUGAAUUUAAAACAGAAGAGGAUCGCACAGUUCAAGGAGAUGCUGACUAAGAAUAUUUUGGAACCCGUUUGCCACGAGAUCGAGACCAAUCUCAGGCUUCACGUUCACGCGCAUUUGAAGCUAGAUUCAAACAAUCCGUUCAAUAUCGGUGCGAAGGACGGUGGGAGGAUGGUGCGAUCGUUGCCACUGCCUUUAGCUAGCAGUAUGAUUUACGCGAAGAGAUUCAUAGAACAUUAUCUGGACGACAUGUUCUACAAUUUAACCACGGUGGCUCUCCACGAUUGGAGGACGUACCGAAUGAUGCACGCUUUGGCUCAUUAUAAAUUGAACUUGGACACCGUGCAAAAUCAUUUGCCCGCGCAAACGUUGGAGCAAGGUCUGGACGCGCUCGAGAUAAUGAGGAACAUCCACGUGUUCGUGUCCAGAUAUUUGUACAACUUGAACACUCAGACGUUCAUCGAGCAUGUUAGUAAUAAUAAACAUUUAAACACGAUCGGGAUAAGGCAUAUUGCGAAUUCGAUAAGGACUCACGGGACCGGGAUCAUGAGCACUACAGUUAAUUUCGUAUAUCAAUUUUUACGUGUGAAGCUACAUACGUUCUCGCAAUUCUUGUUCGACGAGCACAUCAAGUCGAGGCUGAUGCGGGACAUCAGGUUCGUAAAGGUUCAGCGUGAGAACGGCGCGACGCCGUACACAUACGAAAGAGCGGAGAGGUUUCAGAAGGGGAUCAGAAAGUUAGGCAUGACUCCGAACGGUCUGAGCUACCUGGAUCAAUUCCGGCAAUUGAUCACUCAGAUCGGAAACGCGUUGGGAUACGUCCGACUGAUCCGAUCCGGUGGAUUGCACGCGAGUUCUAACGCGAUCUCGUUCCUCCCGAAUAUCAACUCCUCGGUGCCGUUCGAAUUGAUGUGCAAGAACUUGAAUUACAGCGAGACCACGCAGACGGCUGCGAAGUGUCUCGAGAACGACAUCGCGAAUCUCGUUAGGAAUUUCACGGAGGGUAUAGAAUACUUCAAACUCCUCGUGGACGUAUUCGCGUCCGCGUUUCGGGACACCGAGUCCCAUCAUUUGCAACAGUUUUACGUGAUCGUGCCGCCGCUGACGCUCAGCUUCGUGGACAAUUCGAUAUCGAAUAAAGAGAAGAUGCUUAAGAAAAAUCAAACGGGCGCGGCGUUCACCGACGACGGUUUCGCGAUGGGGAUAGCAUAUAUCAAUGCUCUUUUGGAUCAAUCUUCGGAGCUGGACAGUCUGCACUGGUUCAAGACGGUAGAUCAGCACAUAAAUAAUGAGAAGGAGGCCGCGGAAGGUAAAAACGACCACGGGGACGAGAAGCUGCAACAAACAAGGGCUUUAACGUUGAAACGCUUAGAGGAGAGGAGCGCCGAGUUUCAAUUACUGUAUUACAGUCUGUCCGGCGCUAGAGUGUUCUUUAAACAGGCUGAUACGUAAUACUGGGAUCAUGAAAUUCGAU